GUUUUUCAGAUUGUCACAAACUCCUCCUCCCUCUGUUCGACUUGUUUUCGAUUCCACUCCAAACAUGUCAAAGGAUCAUCAUCAUCAAGCAAUCGCAAUCAACGAUGCGGUUCACAAGAUCCAACUCUCUCUCCUCAACGGCAUCACUUCUCAAACACAACUCUCCUCGGCAAGAGCCUUAAUGUCUCAAUCAGACUACGAAGACGUCGUCACGGAACGAAACAUAGCCAAGCUCUGCGGCUACCCUCUCUGCAGAAACUCCUUACCUUCAGAUGUUUCGAGGAGAGGGAAGUAUCGUGUUUCUUUGAAGGAGCAUAGGGUUUACGAUGUUGAGGAGAGUAGGAAGUUCUGUUCCGCGGGUUGUCUUGUUAUUAGCAGAGGGUUUGGGAAGAGUUUGGAGGAGGUUCGUUCCUCGGAGUUUGAUUUGGGGAAGCUUAGUGAGAUUCUUGGUUUGUUUGGUGGUGGUGGUGGGGGAGAGUCUCUGGAUGUGAAAGAGGGUUUGGGGUUGGGUGAGCUUAGUAUUUGUGAGAAGAGUGAUGUGAGAGGUGGAGAGGUUUCUUUGGAGGAGUGGAUGGGUCCUUCUAGUGCUGUUGAAGGUUAUGUUCCUUUGGAUCGAAGUAAUGGUAAAAAGGAUUCCAAGGCUAAGAAUAAACAAAAGAAGCAGGAGGAUGCGUCUUUUAACGAGAUGGGUUUUACUAGCACUGUUAUUAUUCCUGAUGAGUGUAGUGUAAGCAAUUGCAAAACCAAACAGGAUUCGAAGGUUACUAAGAAUAAUCAAAAGAAGCAGGAGAAUCCGCCUGUUAAUGAGAUGGAAUUCACUAGCACAGUUAUUAUUCCUGAGGAGUGUAGAGUUUCAAAGGUUCAACCACAGACUAAAAAACCUUCUCCUGUAGUGAAACCUGAGGAUGGCCAAGGGAAAGCACCAAACAAAUCGAGGUUUCGUCGUGAAAAAGAAAAGGAAAAGAUCGAUUUUGCGAGCUUUGGGUUUGAUGCAAUGGGUUGUGCAAGCUCUGUCACUGCUAGUGAUGGAUACAGCGUUGAAUACAGCGUGUCUAAACAGCCACCAUGUUCAACAGAAGACUCUCUUGGUGGCCAAUUAAAAGAUGGUGUCAAGACUUUGGAUGAGAAAUGUUCCUCUUCUGCCUCUAAAGAGAAGGGGUUUAAGCGUCCACCACGACGCAAACAAGCUUCUCAUGUAGGGGAAUCAUCAAGCAAAGGGAAAACAGUUAUAACAGCCAUUGAGAAGGACAUUAAAAAUUCUCUUGUUGAUGAGAUGGGUGUCAUGAGCGAUGGAUACAAUGUGGAAUAUAGUGUGUCUAAGCAGCCACCAUGUUCAGUUGAAGAUCCUCUAAGUUCUCAGACGUUAGACAAGAAAGAUGCUCUACUAGGAUCAUCCUCUGGUUCUAACACAAAAGUGUGUUCAUCAAGUGAAACCGUCACUAAAUCAUGCCUUAAAGUUUCUGGCUCUAAGAAGCUUGCUCAUUCAGUUACUUGGGCUGAUCAAAGUGACGUCCGUGGUGUUCUUUGUGAGGUUAGAAGCGAUGAUACCGAGUCAGGUCUUAACCUGUCUUCUACUGAUACAGAAGAUGUCAACAGUGCAUCACGCCUUGCAUUAGCAGAAGCAUGCGCUAAGGCAUUGAGCCAGGCUGCUGAAGCUGUUUCUUCAGGAGAUUUAGAUGAGGUUAGAAGUGAUGAUACCGAGACAGGUCUUACUUCUACUGAUACAGAGGAUGUCAACAGUGCAUCACGCCUUGCAUUAGCAGAAGCAUGCGCUAAGGCAUUGAGCCAAGCUGCUGAAGCUGUUUCUUCAGGAGAUUUAGAUGCAAGUGAUGCCGCUGCAAAAGCUGGAAUAGUUUUGUUGCCAAGUACACAUCAACUUGAUGAAGAAGUCUCUGAGGAGGAAGUGACUGAAGAUAGUGAAGAGGAGGAGGAAGCAACUCUUCUGAAGUGGCCAAAUAAGCCUGGGAUGCCAGAUUCUGAUUUGUUUGACCGUGAUCAAUCUUGGUUUGACGAAACUCCAGAGGGAUUCAAUCUAACUCUAUCAACUUUUGCUAUGAUGUGGGAUGCACUGUUUGGAUGGGUAUCAUCAUCUUCUCUGGCUUACAUCUAUGGGAAGGAUGAGUCUGCUCAUGAGGAGUUCUUGUCAGUUAACGGUAAGGAGUACCCUAGGAGGAUUUUCCUGGGAGAUGGAUCUUCAUCAGAGAUCAAGGAGACAAUUGCUGGAUGUCUUGCAAGAGCUGUAUCUAGAGUUGCCACUAUUCUCAAGCUGCCAAUAUCUAUAUCCGAGCUGGAAAAAGGAUUGGUAACUCUCCAAACUUAUUUGGAAAUUGUCUAGCAAAAAUCAAUCUAUCUUUGUCAAAUAUAGAAAGUACUCCUAAAAUGAAAAGGGACCGAUUUUUAUAAAUCGGUCUAGACGCCCGCCUAAUCAAUAAUCUCAUAUAAAGUUCCUAAUUG
Messenger RNA from Eruca vesicaria subsp. sativa (arugula), 2454 nucleotides. The record is from the annotation of a GenBank genome assembly. Lineage: Eukaryota; Viridiplantae; Streptophyta; Magnoliopsida; Brassicales; Brassicaceae.